Rana temporaria (common frog) is the source of this 3969-nucleotide messenger RNA. RefSeq names its product AMMECR nuclear protein 1 (gene AMMECR1). The transcript has 6 exons. The record is from RefSeq and is a predicted model, not a curated record. The coding region runs from base 184 to 1107 and encodes 307 amino acids. Gene Ontology annotation, cellular component: nucleus. NCBI's taxonomy places the organism in Eukaryota, Metazoa, Chordata, Amphibia, Anura, Ranidae.
CCUGUCCGUCAUCCAGCCACAGGAGAAGAAGUGGGCGUGGCCGGCACUUCCCUCAGUCUGCCAAUCAAGCAGCUGUAAGAGACAGUAGGCGGGACGAGCAUCUAUCUGACUGACAGGACUGGGCGGAGCUACGAAGGCCUGACGUUCCGACGUCACCACGCACAGGAGGAGGACGCCCGGAGCAUGGGUCGGAAGCGGUGCGUGGGAGACUGUUCCAAGAUGGCGGCGGGCUGCUGCGGGGUGAAGAAGCAGAAACUAUCCAGCUCUCCGCCGUCUGGCUCCGGGGGCCCGGGCGGCCCACACUGCAGCGGGGAGAGCCAGUGCCGCGGGGCGGAGCUGGGCCUCGGAGGCUCCGGGAGCGGGCCCGGUGGAAGCAUCCGGGUGAACGGCCUGUCUUGUGGGAACAGCCUAUCCCCGGGCUGCGGGACUCUCUCUCCGGGCUGCGGCUCCAGCUUAAGUCCAGGCUCCCGCAAGAUGGUGGUCUCCGCCGAGAUGUGCUGCUUCUGCUUCGACGUUCUCUAUUGCCACCUGUAUGGGUACCAGCCACCCCGAACACCUCGCUUCACCAAUGACCCAUACCCCCUGUUUGUGACAUGGAAGAUAGGACGGGACAAAAGAUUGCGUGGAUGCAUAGGAACCUUUUCUGCCAUGAACCUGCAUUCCGGUCUCAGGGAGUACACACUUACCAGUGCCCUUAAAGAUAGCCGUUUUCCCCCAAUGACGAGGGAUGAGCUGCCACGGCUAUUCUGCUCAGUGUCUCUGCUUACAAACUUUGAAGAUGUAUGUGAUUACUUGGACUGGGAGGUGGGUGUACAUGGCAUUAGAAUAGAAUUCAUCAAUGAAAAAGGAUCCAAAAGAACCGCCACGUACUUACCGGAGGUUGCAAAGGAGCAAGGUUGGGACCACAUACAAACUAUUGAUUCCUUAUUGAGGAAAGGUGGAUACAAAGCUGCAAUCAGUAAUGACUUCAGGAAAACUAUUAAACUGACCAGAUACCGUAGCGAGAAGAUGACAAUGAGCUAUGCCGAAUAUCUAUCCCACCGUCAGCACCAUCACUUUCAAAAUGGCAUUGGGCACCCUCUCCCACCAUACAACCAUUAUUCCUGACACUGAGCCGCAUGACCAGUCACUAGACCUCUCAGCAGAACUCUUCCCAGGAGACCCAGCUCCCUCUUGGUCUAGCUAUCUCUAUUACUGUACUAUUUUAUGAUGAUUGUUUCCGUUGUCCUGUUUAGUCUUUGCAUUACUUUAGCAGUGCUAAUCAGGGCAACGGGUGGGAAGACAUUAAGUAUCUACAAUGAAUAUUUUUGUCAACUUUUUUAUGAAAACUUUUUGAGCUACUGAGUUUUUUUUGCAGCAUAUAUAUAUUUUUUUUCUUUAUUUACUAUUUUACAUUUUUUUCUAACCUUUCCCUACUGAUCAGGGUUUCUCAAUGAUUGUGGAUGGAAGGAAACUUUUAUUAGACGAUGAUGUAUCCGUGAUGGAUAAUUGAGUUCUGUGUGUGUGUGCACUAGCUCGUCAGUUUCUGGUACAUAUCUAUUUUAUUUGUAUUUAGUAUAGUCCUCUAAGAUAGCGUCACAAGUCUUGCAUGUUCUUCUUAACUGUUGGAAGAGGAAUUCUUGGCAUUUCCACUGAUUUUGAAAGCAUAUUUUAGGAGAACUGUAUAAUUCUUAAGAUUAGGUGACUCGUGCAGCAGAGAGAAUUCAUACGCAAUUUUUGUUUUUUUGGCCCCUUUUUUCCUCUGUAAUUGCUAAUGAGAGAUGAGGACAUGUAGGUGAUGGGGGUUGAGUAUAGCAGCAGAGACCAAUUUAGGUACAGAUCAUGGCAUUUCAUCUGUUUUACUUAUGCAGUGGUUUAAACCCUCCCUUGCAGUGUUGGGUAACUUGCCUUCAUAUGAACAGGAAACUGAUGCGUUUUGGUUUCAUGAACCGUGUGCUACAGUGCUUGUUCAUCACCUGAUAUGUCUUAUGUCUGCUCUUCCUCUUUGUGUAAAUAUCCAGGGGUCUUCAUGAGACAUGAAAGACCAAUACACUUUAAAUUUCAUGUAUUCGUAUAUAAAGGAUAACAGUAGUAAGACUGAUUUAUGGUUUUGCCACAGCAAAGUAAAUUUUUAGUCAAAUCAUUCUUAAUCUGAAAAAAGAAUAAGCAGGAAUUGGACAAUUUGAUCAACUCCAAAAAAGUUUAUUUGGGAGUCUUUCAUACUAAAUCCCACUAAAUAUUUGAAGUUAUGUUCAUAAAACUACCAAUAAACGUAUGAGCUGGUUGCAAAAGAGUUAUGGCAGAGGUAGACAAAAUGCAGUUAAUCCAGUACUGUGAAAGCAGACCAUUUUUAUGGCUUGUAUACAAACCCUGUGUUCUACGUCUUCUGGACUGAUUGCACUGUCAUGAUGAAGACCUUACAGCGGAGUCAUUUUUGUGUUGUAUUAAGUCGGCAGCAACAAAAAUGUAGCUGCUGACUUUUAAUAAACAUGCACACCUGUCCCAUGAUCCAGCGGUGCACUCACCCCAGCAAUUUCCAGCACCGGCAUUUAUACUGUAGGCAUCCAGGUGUGACAGCUUGUGUCUUUACAGCAGAGUGCCACUUUUGGGUGGAACUCUGCUUUAACAGCAACAUGUAUUGUAGCAUUAUCUGUCAGGCACUGCAGUCUCCCCUAUCAGUAAGGAUGAUUUUGCACUGAACCAUUGGCUUGUUAGUCCAAUAUAUUUUUUUUUUUAGUACAGCCCAUGUUAGGAUAGUUUCCAGAUGCCCUCUUUGGACAAUUAUACAUACCUAAGCCAUUGACCAUCUGUGUUUUUUGCAGCCGGCUUUGGUGAUUUGUCGAUCUACAUUCUCGUAUCUAGAUCGUACUUUACAAGUUUAUUCUGAUACAAUCAGAUGUUAAAGCUCAAGUUUGGGAAAAAUCCUUUGGUGCAUUGGCUAUGUACCAGUAAAAUGGUACCUCCUAAUUUAUCUUUUUUUGGAAAAUGUUACUUGCACGCAGCCUCAGAGGUUGAUGUCCCCAUUGAAGUUAGUUGUUAAAUGGACAGUUGGACUAGGUCUUGGUAGUCACAGCAGGUCACUCGUGUCAGCGCCUGUAUGCUAAAAACACCCUGUAAGAAUUCUAAGGUUGGACACGGAGAUUGCCUACAUUUUCUGUAUGGAGGCGCUUCAGUGUGCACCACGUAAUCGUUGUGCUCCACCCCCGACUGUCUGUUUCACCACUCGAACUUCAGCUGUGACAUCACCCUCCAAGAUUGUAGGUAACUUUUUGAGAAAGCAGUAGCAUGCCUCAGAAGUGCCUUAUUGGUACUUGGCUAGUGCCCCAAUAAAGUUCGUCUGUACUCGUCUGCCUGAGAAUAAAAACUAGCUCACAAAUGCUUUUUUAUUUUUAUUUUCCAGUGAUUUUUUUUUUUUUUUUUUUAAUGCAUGCAAAGACUCGAUGGUAAUGCAUGUUAUCCAUGAAAUCAAAAUGGCCAUUUUUUUCAUUUUGAAAGUUACUUAGAUUAGUCUUUUUAAAAUUUUAUUUGAGGUUUUAUGUUAUGAAAUUGAAACAUUUUUGUGUGACAAGUUUUAUUUUUAAUUUUUGUAGCAGUAGUACUUUGAAACACUUUGAAGUAGUCAAUUGAAAUGCCUCCUGGGUUUUUAAAGUAUGAAUUCUUUGGAGAUUCCUACAUUUUUCAGCUUUGUCCUUUUUGAUAAAACAAUGUAACAGAGAUGGGAGCUACUGGGUACUGCCAGCCUCCCAGGACUGGUGUUGUGUCUCUGAGGUUAGGAAAGAGGAUUUAGUGAUUUGAUUUUUAUUUAUUUUUUAAAGUUCAAUUAUAGGAAUUCAGCACUAUAAGUCACUGUGAGUCAAGUCCAACAUGGCGCAUAACCUCUCCUGAACUCAUCUUUAUUAUUUAUAUCUGAUGGGUUUAUAGUAGGGUUGUCCCGAUACCACUUUUUUAGGACUGAGUACGAGUACCGAUACUUUUUUUUAUGUAGUCGCC